This is a messenger RNA of Aspergillus puulaauensis, 204 nucleotides long. RefSeq lists its product as uncharacterized. Lineage: Eukaryota; Fungi; Ascomycota; Eurotiomycetes; Eurotiales; Aspergillaceae. Bases 1 to 204 code for a protein of 67 amino acids. The transcript has a single exon. The record is from RefSeq and is a predicted model, not a curated record.
AUGGUCGAUGUUUCUGUGCGGUCCAUCCAGGAAAUUGUGAAGAAAGCAAAAGCGCGCGGAUACAACCCUGAAGAGUCUCUACGGGUUAAGAAGGAGCAUUACGAAGAUGGUACGCGAACAGGGCGCCCUAAUAAGAAGAGUACUCCGGAUUCAGAGAAUUCCACAGCACAGAGUUCUACUACGGAUGGAGCUGGGCAUGAGUGA